CAAACCGGAAGUGCACGAGAGCGGGUGAUGACGGCGACGGCAGCGUUUCGCCUGAGGCGGGGUUGGAACAGCUGAGGAGCUUUUAUUUAAAUAAUAAUAAUAAAUUAUUAUUACUAUAUUUAUUUAAAUCACAUUGAAAAGCACAGAGAAAAGAUUUUCACACGGAUUAAAGACCUGCAGGUGUAAACGAGUCGCAGAUGACCGAAUAACGUGGUCCAGCCCUUCUCUCAGUGUUGAUAUAAAGCCAUGUGAGCUGAGGUUCAGCAGCUGGAUGUGUGGAUGAUUCGGUCCAUCGUGUGUCCGAUCUCGCAGUGUGACUGGACGCGGGACGAAGAGAUGUGGAGGUGACGCUGAUUACUUCAGUUAGGUUUAGUUUAGUGGGUGGAGCCUCACUCAGGACAGUCCACACUGCCACACAUAUCUCUCAGCGACUUUCUCCCACUGCCUCGUCCUUUGUUACUGCCCUGUUAGCAGAGUAGACAUGGCGGAGCCCGCGUCAGACCCCGACGGAGACAUGCGCCAAGAGGAACAGACGAUCGAUGACGGCGACAAAGCCAGCGGCCGAAUAAACGACCGUGAAAAGAUGUCCACCGAGACGCCGCCGUCCCACACCUGCUCAGACAGCGAGGACGUCAGUGCCGUCAGCAGCAGGAGCCUCUCGGAGAGGGAGGACUCCGAGAACACCUCGUCUGUGGACGAAACGCCUUCUCUGUCCACGCAGAACGGAGGCGUGUCCACGUCCACAGAUGAUCCGCAGAUGUCUGUGAGGUCAGUGCUGGAUGGAGAGGAGGCGGAGGCGGAGGCGGAUGGAGCAGCGUCAUGGAGCAACAAUGUGAUGAGUGUAGAGGCGGGGCAGGCUGCCCCUGUACCGCCUUCAGUGCCCUCAUCUGCCCCACCCUCUGUACAGGAGCACUACUACGUCAAGUGGAUCACGUGGAAAGGGGAAAAGACUCCCAUCAUUACACAGAGCGAAAAUGGCCCCUGCCCCCUGCUGGCCAUCAUGAACAUCCUCUUCCUCAGGUGGAAGGCGAAGUUACCCCCCCAGACUGAGGUCAUCACCAUCGAGGAGCUCAUGGCGCACCUCGGUGAGUGUGUGUUGUCCAUUAAGCCAAGAGAGAAUGCAGAGGACAUCGAGCUCAAUUUUCAGCAGAACAUGAGUGAUGCCAUGGCCGUGCUGCCGAAGUUAUCCACGGGUCUGGACGUGAAUGUGCGCUUCACAGGCGUGGCGGAUUUCGAGUACACGCCCGAGUGCAUCGUCUUUGAUUUACUCAACGUUCCUCUGUAUCACGGCUGGCUGGUGGAUCCACAGAGCCCCGAGAUGGCGUCUGCAGUGGGGAAACUGAGCUACAACCAGCUGGUGGAGAAGAUCAUCAUCUACAAACACUCCACAGACAGCAGCCGAGUGAGCGAAGGUCUGAUAGCGGAGCAGUUUUUGGAGUCGACGGCCACCCAGCUGACCUAUCACGGCCUGUGUGAGCUCAACACCACCGCCAAGGAGGGAGAGCUGUGUGUGUUCUUCAGGAACAACCACUUCAGCACCAUGAUCAAGCACAAGGGUCACCUGUACCUGCUGGUGACGGAUCAGGGCUUCCUGCAGGAGGACACCUUGGUGUGGGAGAGUCUCCAUAACGUGGAAGGAGACGGAAAUUUCUGUGACUCAGAAUUCCGACUGUGCCAUCCGUCCCAGAAGAGUGCGAGCAGACCGACGGUGCAGCAGCAGCAGAUGCAGAUUGAUCAGGAUUACCUCGUGGCCAUGUCCCUGCAGCAGAGUCAGGGUGAAGCUCCUGGACCUUUAAGCGAUCUGGAGUUAGCGACACGGUUACAGCAGGAAGAAUAUCAACAACCUCAACAACCUCCACGCACCUCCUCCGGGGAACAGACGAGAGGAGGACAGGCGUCUCAUCAAGGGGGGCGGAGACGGCAGGGUGAGAAGAAGGACAACUCGGACUGUUCCAUCCUAUAAGUCAGGAAAACACAUACAUUCUCACACACACACACACACACACACACACGUACACACUAACGUUUAUAUGCAACUGCACCAGAAGACGCCAAUGCCACGAACGAGUCUGAAAACGUCCACGUCGUUUUAUCUCCAGCCGAUAUUUUGAUGAAAAUGUAGUGUAGAGGGUCAGCCAAGGUGUGUGUGUGUGUCUCUCUUAAGCUUUGCACUGGAGCUACCAUGCUAAUGUAGCUAACAUGUUCUGGAAGUCUGUCUCCCCGCCAUUAAAGGUCCAGUAGCCAAAACAAACUGUCCAUGAGUUCCGAGUGUCUCCUUAAAUGACCGCAGUGACAAAAACCUAAUUCUUUUACACUAACAGUCUCCUGAAGACGGCCAUAACUCCACUGUGUCAUGUUCUGGGGAAGAGAGAUUCAGCGAGGCAAAAUGCACAGAAUUCUGAUUCAAAUCAGUUUCACAUAUGAUUCUGAUUCAGUUCAGUUUCACUUAUGAAUUAGAUUUGGUUCAGUUAGCCAUAAUAUGAUUCAGAUUCGGAACCUGUUACACGCAAAGUGAUUCAGUUCAGUUCAUAACAUUCAGUUCAGUUGAUUUGGUUCAGUUGCACAUACAAUAAUUCAGACUUCUGUUUAAAGGAAAAUACUUCCUGAUUUGGAUUCAGUUCAUUGUGGAAUCAUUUCAGUUACUCUCAGAUUUGGUUCAGAUUCAUCCACCAUGAUUCAGAUUCGGUUCUGAUUCAUACACAGUGAUUCAGAUUCAGUAUAGAUUCAUACACUGUGAUUCAGAUUCAUCCAUAGUGAUUCAGAUUCGGUGUAGAUUCAUACACUGUGAUUCAGAUUCAUCCAUAGUGAUUCAGAUUCUGUGUAGAUUCAUACACUGUGAUUCAGAUUCAUCUACAGUGAUUCAGAUUUGGUGUAGAUUUAUACACUGAGAUUCAGAUUCGGUUCUGAUUCAUCCACAGUGAUUCAGAUUCAAUGUAGAUUCAUACACUGAUUCAGAUUUGGUUCUUAUUUAUACACAGUGAUUGAGAUUCAUCCACAGUGAGUCAGAUUCCGUUCUGAUUCAUAUAGAGAUUCAGAUUCGGUUCUGAUUCAGACACUGUGAUUCAGAUUCGGUUCUGAUUCAGACACUGUGAUUCAGAUUUGGUUCUGGUUCAUACAGAGGUUCAGAUUGCAUUCAGAUUCAUCCACCACGAAUCAGAUUUAGUUCUGAUUCAUCCACAGUGAUUCAGAUUGGUUUAGAUUGAUUGAUGAUUUGUUUUAAGAGUUCAAUGUUUAGAGGAUUUCAGAUGGCAGGUAUUCAGAGUUGGAGAGCGAGUGAAGGUGUGAAGUGUCAGUGAGGUAAAUUUCCCCCAGAAUGAUGAUGCAGUAAGUUUAAAGCUAACGAUGCAGUCGAUGCUAAUGAAGGGCUUUCUGUGGCACUUGAUUGUGAUUCUGAGUCUUAAUCAUUUAUUUGCUUUCUAUUUAAAAUGUUAAGAAUAUAAUAUGACAGGAAAUGGAAUUCUAACGCUGUUGGGUCAGCGGCGUCCGUCACUGUGUACAUACAGAUACUUUAUGAUUAUUAAAGCUUUUAAUGAAACAA
This is a messenger RNA of Hemibagrus wyckioides, 3538 nucleotides long. RefSeq names its product MINDY lysine 48 deubiquitinase 1 (gene mindy1). The transcript has 10 exons. NCBI's taxonomy places the organism in Eukaryota, Metazoa, Chordata, Actinopteri, Siluriformes, Bagridae. Gene Ontology annotation, biological process: protein K48-linked deubiquitination. The record is from RefSeq and is a predicted model, not a curated record. Gene Ontology annotation, molecular function: K48-linked deubiquitinase activity; cysteine-type deubiquitinase activity; cysteine-type carboxypeptidase activity. Gene Ontology annotation, cellular component: cytosol; cell periphery. The coding region runs from base 482 to 1963 and encodes 493 amino acids.